Molecule: messenger RNA, 1216 nt
Organism: Thunnus maccoyii (southern bluefin tuna)
Lineage: Eukaryota; Metazoa; Chordata; Actinopteri; Scombriformes; Scombridae
Product: odorant receptor 131-2-like
Exons: 2
Coding region: 254-1216 (320 amino acids)
Biological process (GO): G protein-coupled receptor signaling pathway
Cellular component (GO): membrane
Molecular function (GO): G protein-coupled receptor activity
Source: RefSeq, a predicted model, not a curated record
CUGGAGUAACGCCAGCUUUAUUCUCUGUCUUGGAGAUGAAGUGCAUUGCAUGUGUUUACAUAAAUUGGGGUCUCCUGGCUUCAGCUGUGAUCCCCGUUUCUGUAGGUGAAAUGUAUACGUCGCUGCUGAACGUAAAGCAGGCGAUCAGUGUUGAACGGAAGCUGAUCAAUUACUUGAGAACUUAUAUUGACCACGAGGUGGAGAGACUGGAGGACAUCAAACGGUUUGCUCCAGUCCACAUGCACAUGAAAAAAUGCAGAAUCUGACUGAAUUUCCACUCAAUGCAACAUCCCACAAAAGCCUGUCUGUGAUAAUCAAAGUGUGUGUGGUUAUCCCCUUCUUCUGCGUCUUCCUCUGCUUCAUUGUCCUCAUGCUUCACAUCUUUGCAUCUCACAGGCAGUUUCUGGACACCUCACGCUACAUCCUGUUUGCCUACAUGCUAGUCAAUGACACCCUUCAGCUCCUGUCCUCUGUCUUGCUCUUCCUCUUUGUCAUGGGCAAGGUAAAAUUUGCCAUUGUCUACUGUGUUCCUCUGCUGUUCAUAUCCACAGCAACUUUCCAGAACACACCCUUAAUCCUGGCCACCAUGUCACUGGAGCGAUACGUUGCCAUCUUCUAUCCUCUCCAGUGCCCGGCCACCUGGCGCUCAGAUCGCAUCUGGAUCAUUAUACUGUCUCUGUGGCUCAUCAGCUGUAUCUCCCCUGUCAUUGACCACUCCAUCGGGAAACGUUACCCUGCUGUGGAUGCCUCCUCUACCCCUGUGCUUUGUAAUCGUUUCAUCAUCAACUUAUCUCCAAUCCAGACAUUAAUCAAAGUUGCUGUGAGUGUGCUCUUCUUUGCAGUUGUGGCUGUCAUCAUCCUCUUCACAUACAUGAGAAUCCUGCUGGAAACCAGGAAGAUGAGACAAGACCGAGUGUCUGUGAGCAAAGCCAUGCACACUGUGCUGCUGCAUGGCUUUCAGCUGUUGCUGUGCAUGUUGGCUUACACUAUCCCCAUCACUGAAACUCUCAUAGUGCUGCAUGCCAACUGGCUACCAGAAGACAUCGCCUUUUUCAAUUACUUCUGUUUCGUCCUCAUUCCACGCUUUCUCAGCCCGCUCAUCUACGGUUUUCGGGAUCAGAGUCUCAGGGGCUACAUUGGGAAAACUUUCCUCUGCUGCACAAACAAGGUCAAACCACGUGUCAGAGGCAAACCGCAGGACUGCUUUUUAAACUGA